UGCCCUUAGCAAAGAUGGCGGCAGCGGGAUGCGCGCCCCGAUGAGCCGCCGGCGCCGCUCGCCCCGCCCCUCCCGCGGGAACGAACGCGCGCACCGGUGACGCGCAACGUGCGCGACGGCCGGAGCGGCGGGGACCGGAGCACCUUGAGUGAUGCCCAAGAAGUUCCAAGGUGAAAACACCAAGUCGGCUGCUGCCCGUGCGAGGAAAGCUGAGGCCAAGGCAGCAGCCGAUGCCAAACGUCAGCAGGAGCUGGAAGAUGCCUACUGGAAGGAUGAAGACAAACACGUGAUGAGGAAGGAGCAAAGGAAGGAAGAGAAGGAGAAACGGCGGCUGGAGCAGCUGGAGCGCAAGAAGGAGCUGCAGCGCCUGCUGGAGGAGGAAGACUCGAAGCUGAAAGGGAAGUCGCCCAAGCAGGUCACUCCGGGCAAAGUCACCAGGGCCCAGAUCGAGGAGACGAUCAGAAAAGACCAGCAGCAGAAGGAGAAUGCAGAUACAGUGGAGAAGGAGAAGACUCACUUGGAGGUCCCCUUGGAAGAGAACAUCAACAGACGGGUGCUGGAGGAAGGAUCGGUGGAGGCCAGGACGAUUGAAGAUGCCAUUGCUGUCCUCAGCGUUGCCAAUGACCUGGACCGGCACCCCGAGCGCCGGAUGAAAGCUGCCUUCACAGCUUUUGAAGAGAUCAAUCUGCCACGCCUGAAGCAAGAGAACCCCAACAUGCGCCUGUCCCAGCUCAAGCAGCUCCUCAAGAAGGAGUGGAUGAAGUCUCCAGAAAACCCCAUGAACCAGAGGCACAAAGCUUACAACAGCCAAAAGUAGAACUAGAGCUGAUCGCGCCCCACGGACAGUGGGCUGGAGCCUCAGGGCUCUGCUCGGAUGGAAGCAGGAGACACAAGGAACCUCCUCUCCUUUUGUUUCCCUUUCCCACCCCGACUUUCUGUCUUUCUCUGUUUUUGGAUUUAAGAUAAGCACGAGGCCACGGCUGACAGCCUGUCCCCCCCGAUGCGCUCACCCCUCCACAGGCGGCUGGUGCAGAGCGACCUGGACAGACUAACACUACCUUCAUGCCUGCAAAUUCGGUUGUCUUACAGAAAAAAAAAAAGCCACUAACUUGCUUCCAGACCUCCGGCAUGGGCAGCACUGGCGAGGUGCAACGUCAGCGCUGCCGCCUGUCGAGGUAGGGACCCCCGGCGCUGGCUUAGCACCGUGUGUUUAACCCGCUCACAGCCUGGACCUGAGCCAAGCCGCGUUCACCCCUGUCUCUACCGUGGCUGCGCCGCACCCUCGUGCUCUGCGGGGUGAAGUUUUGCAGCCGUCACGAGGAAAGCACCCACCCUCCUGUUGCUGCUGUCGUUCUCGGUGCUGGGAUGUCCCCAGAGAGAUUCCAGACUGGGAUGGCUGUCGGCCCUGCCGGCUGCCGGCCACCUCUCUCCUCUUGAUCUCGACCAGCGGUGCGUUAGGUGGGGAGGAGGAACCGCAACGGGAGCAGAAGCUCUGUCGGCAGCGUGUUGUGGGGAAGAGAGAAAAUAACCUUCCGUUUUCAAAGGAGAAUGGAAGAAAUAACACCGCACGGCGUGGUUCCUGCCUUGUCUGCGCAGGACGCUGGUGCCAGACUUCUCUGUGUGACUUUCCUGGUGGCCUUGCCCAGAGCCUCGCACGCUGCUGGUGGGACAGGAGGGUUCCUGGAGGGGCUGCAAUGCCACAUGACCCAAAAAUUGCCCCGAGAAGGGAAGCCGCUGCUUCUCCCGUCGCUUCUUCCCCUGUCUGCUCCCAGGCUCAGGCAAGAAAGUGCCCUGUGGGCCUGAGGAAGGGGAUGUGAGACUGUCAGCUCGGCAGCUUCCCCCGCCGCCGGACCGAGGGCACUAACCGGGCCGUGCCGCCUCUGCUCCCCUUCGGCUGCAGCCCUGCGGUCUCACCGCUGGCCCAGGCUAAAAGAGAUCGGUGAGCUCCCUUGGGAGGGCCGUGGCAGGAGCCGGGCAGGGCUGGUGGGGCUUAGCCCCAGAGCCACGGCAGAGUCCUGCCUUGAGCAGGCACUGGGUUUUCUUCUCUUCCCUCUCCCCUUUCCCAUCUCUUCUGGUCUCCUUUGGGAGUGAAAUUCUUUCCUGAGGUCUAAACCCUUGACCAGGCAACAGCUCCGUUGCCUUUGGUGCUUCUGCCAAACGGAGACAAACUCACGGCUGGCUUGGCAUCGCGCCGGGGCUUCUUCUGAUGUUUCUAAACAAAUAGGGUUCAUCCCCAGCCAGGUGACUGGCAGUGUGGGGCCUCUGCCGCUGCGGAGGAUGGCCUGCGAGCAGGCAGGGGGAGGGCUGCGGGGGUCCACAAGGCCACGGAGGCAUUUGCACUUUGGUGGUGUGAAGGGGUUUGGGGAGGUGAUGCUCAGGCUGAAGCCGAGAGCCUGCGGCCGUUUCGGGGCUCUCCCCAGCCCUCCCUGCACCCUGCUUGCAGAACCAGGCUGAAGGAGCCGGGCCGGCCCCCGCCACCUCCCUGCCUGCUCGCGCAAGCCCAGCCGGUAAAGACAGGGAGGAAUGCACCGUGUGUCUCCCCUUUUUGUGAGAGGUUUGUUGUGUUUGAACCCAAUUAAAAACCCCCAAACCCUGUUAACUUGCUGAAGGAAUAAAGGCCUGGGGUGGAGGGCUCUCUUUUCCUGGCUUGCUGGGGCAGGGGGCUGUUUCCUCCCUUAAAAUGGCUGCUAAAAAUCC
This is a messenger RNA of Phalacrocorax carbo (great cormorant), 2697 nucleotides long. The record is from RefSeq and is a predicted model, not a curated record. NCBI's taxonomy places the organism in Eukaryota, Metazoa, Chordata, Aves, Suliformes, Phalacrocoracidae.